AUGGCGGCGCCCGUAGCCGUGGCGGCGGCGCGGGCAGUGCGCUGGGCCGCGAGGGCCGCCUCGGCGGGCCCGCUGCUGUCGGGCCCAGCCCGCCUCCUGGAGAGCUGCGCCCCGCGGGCCGCUGUGCUCCCCGCCCGAUGGAGCGGGAGCCGCUCCGCCCUGGGCAGCAUCCUGGGCAUCCCCCCCGAGAAGCCGGCUGGCACCCUGGGCCAGUACCCGCCGCCCGUUGCCACCAGCAAAGAGGAACAAGACCGCCUGUUACGGGAUCAGCCUGACCAGCCCCAGAACCCCAAGGUUUUAAGAAUUGCCAUCAUCGGAGCACCCAACGCUGGGAAGUCCACGCUCUCUAACCAGCUCUUGGGUAGAAAGGUUUUCCCUGUCUCUAAGAAAGUGCACACAACCCGAUGCAAAGCCCGGGGUGUUGUCACCUAUGAGGACACACAACUGAUCAUUCUGGACACACCUGGCCUCACUAGUCCCUUUAAAGCCAAAAGACAUAAAUUAGAUGAAGCGAUGCUGACAGACCCGUGGGACAGCAUGAAACAUGCGGAUUUAGUUCUGGUUUUGGUGGAUGUGUCGGAUCACUGGACACGAAACUGUCUGAGCGAGGAGGUGCUGAAAUGUCUUUCUCAGUUUCCUCAGAUCCCCAGUGUCUUGGUUCUGAACAAGGUGGAUCUUCUAAAGAAUAAGUUCAUCCUGCUGGAACUAGUAACUGAGCUAACAGAGGGAAUUGUAAAUGGAAAGAAACUGGAAGUGAGAUCUGCAUUUAAAGAUAAUUCCACUUCUUCAGCAAAGUCUCCUCUUCAAAUCACUCCGGCUUCUCCACCUGAGAAUAGGGCCGAUGAGCCUCACUGUCUGCAGGAAAGAGAUCAAGCCCAAGAAGGCUCCAGCUUGGACAACAGCGGUGACAUGAGGGAUUCUGAGUCCAGUCUUGUCACAAAAGAAGAACAAGGGCCAAAGCACUGUGGACCCAGAGAUCUAAAAAAUAUGAAAGGCUGGCCGUGCUUUCAAGAGAUCUUCAUGCUGGCGGCUCUCCGUGGGGAGGAGGUGGAUACGCUCAAGCGGUACCUCCUGAUGCAAGCCAAGCCAGGCCCUUGGGAGUUUCACAGCGGGGUCUUGACCAGCCAGUCCCCUCAAGAGAUCUGUGAUAAUAUCAUCAGGGAGAAGAUACUGGAGUACCUGCCACUGGAAGUGCCCUACGGCGUGAUUCAGGUGACGGAGAUGUGGGAGGAAGGACCGAGUGGGGACCUCCUCAUCGUGCAGAAGCUCUUGGUCCCAAGGAAGUCUCAUAUGACGAUGUUGAUUGGAAGAGGAGGUAAGGUUAUCAGCAGGAUUGCUCAGGAGGCUGGCCAGGACCUGAUGAACGUUUUCCUGUGUGAUGUCCGCUUGAAGCUCAAGGUGGAGGUGAAGAGCUGAGCUCUCUGAGUAUGUUUUUACACCCCUUGAGCUUUCUGGUCAUGCGGAGAAGCCGGUCCCGUUUUCCCCUGUGGGGAUCUUGGCCCUUUUGUUCAAUCCAGAAACAGAGGAUGAUGGAAUCAACAUAGCGGGCUGAAGCAGACUAUAUUAUUCUUUGGGGGAAUGGCCCAAACUGAAAUAAAAUCUUCAGACCUUCUACUGCACCUUGUCUUGUGGAAGCUAGGAACAGACAUCGGAGAACCAGCUGCACCUGCGAUUCUAGCAUUGCGUUUACAGAGCUGUCAUCCACUUCUUCUGGGCUGCGUCCUGCAUCCCUGCUGUCAAGUGUUUGUGCCUGGAAGUUCAGGACUAUCUCCUGUCUUUUCGCGGACAAAGGGUUGCAGUGAAGGAUUAUCGGCACACGUUUAUCAUCUCUUCCGAAGGCGGAAUGACCAGCAAUGGUCAUGCAGGGGGAAGAGGCUGGCCACGCCGUGGUCUCAUGUCAGCUUUGCUCCCUGCCCUGUUGAAGUUCAUGGGUGUGAGUGUGUGACCGUGUAGGGGGUCAGUAUUGCCCGGGCAGCCUGAGUGGGCUGUUUUUUUUUUUCUGCUAGCCAGCAAACUGGCUAGCAGAAACACGCCAUAAUGACUGGGUGUGACAGAGGGAGCUCUUAAACUCUCUGUAGAUCGUAAGAGCCAGUGGUUUCCAACUCCUGUGUGGGAGCCCUGCCCGCAGGCUUCUGUGCACCAUCCUCUUAGCUGACUGCCAGCUGCUGCUUUCAUUUCGACCUCUUCUGUGCAGUAGUUUGUAAAAAUGCUGUUCCUUCUCUUUCCCCCAUCAUCCUUUCCUCCAACAUCCUCAGCAGUUCGCUGCUCCUGGCACAUGGUACUCACUCCAGAGGGAUGGGAGUGGUCACAGACUCUUCUGAGUGGAUUGCUGGAGAAGCAGAGAAAUGGAACUGUGAUCCGUUCUUGGUGUGUAUAGGAGCUGCUUCCCUGAUGGCCGGUGGGAGGAGCAGGGAGGUCAGGGAAUGGCUCGCUGGGCUUGUGAGCAUUUGCUGGAGCAUAUUAAUCAGAAAGGGAAACAGAGCAGGGAGUAGGUGUCUUUCUGCCUCUCCUCCUCUGGUUUCUGGUGCCCAGUGUGGUUCUGCGUGUCCACCCCUUUGGAUGUUUGGCUAAUGAAUGAAUGUUGAGUGGUUUGGUCUGAAGAUGCCACUAGCAGUAUCUCAUAGAUACUUCUUCAGAAUGGCUUGUUUGUUGUGCAAAACCAGACUGGACCCCCUUUCUUUGGAAUUUGAAGAGUUUAUUGCAUCAAAGUUACUUCAAAGUCAUUACUCUUUGCACCAGGGCCACAGAUACAACUGUAGAGGCUGUCACAGCUGAAGAAAAGCCCAGAGCAGGAACAGCAGCAGAUUCUGCAGCUCAGGUUUAAUGGGGUGUUGGGGCUGAAGAGCAGCUGGCACAGGUCAGGGUGCGAGCAAGGCUUGGAGGGCUGGGGCACCGCCUGCCGCUCUGCGGAGCCCUUGGCAUGGAGCGCGGUGGCACUGAAUGAUGGAGCCUGGCACCGCGUGUGCCCUGCCCUCCCUGACGGCCCGCACGUGGGCCUGGUGUCUGGGGGCUUGAGUUUUGUCUCUGUACGCCGCUGUGCUCAGGUGUUUGGAGCACUGGGUAGCUUCCUGCCAGAAAUCCAGGUAAAUCCCUGUGUGCUGUUAUAAAUUAACAUCCCUGAGCGUGAAGGCCCCGGGCUGCUGCCCCGAUGGUUAAGCGAAGACUAUCUGGUGGGGUCUGCUGGGGACUCCGCUCCUGCCUGGAGCCCAAAUCUGUUGAGCAAAUCCUCUGCCUACCGUCCCUCUCCGGUGCAACCUCAAGGAGAUUCUUUACCAGCACUGGCAAAAGCCUGCGUCUGAGCCGCUGAAGGAUAUGACAGUCAGGAAUGCAAGAUCACCUGAAAGCCGGGUUGAGAAGCCUCUGGAGCAGUGCGUGCUGGCCCACCUUGUUUCCCCCGCGCAGGGGAUGCUGCGGUCCCUCGAAUGCUUCUCUCUGACUUUUAUAUUUUCCUUGCA
Gavia stellata (red-throated loon) is the source of this 3455-nucleotide messenger RNA. It is a transcript of the gene ERAL1, whose product is annotated as Era like 12S mitochondrial rRNA chaperone 1. The record is from RefSeq and is a predicted model, not a curated record. Gene Ontology annotation, cellular component: mitochondrial matrix. The transcript is spliced from 11 exons. The coding region runs from base 1 to 1416 and encodes 471 amino acids. Gene Ontology annotation, biological process: ribosomal small subunit assembly. Gene Ontology annotation, molecular function: GTP binding; ribosomal small subunit binding; rRNA binding. Lineage: Eukaryota; Metazoa; Chordata; Aves; Gaviiformes; Gaviidae.